CUGUGUAGCUGUUGCCCGAGCGUGAUCUGAAUCGCCCCAUGAAGGAUCCUAAAUUAAACUUGGAUCUGAGUGAGCUCUGGGAAUGACCAAGAGGUAAAUGUUCUCCAGGGAACCCAGCUGCCUCACUCCAACGUCCAAGCUGAGUUUGACUGGACCAUGGAGCCCUUCUCACCUCUAGAACCAAAGGCAGCUGCAGAAACGGGUUCGUCUGUGCCAGAGAAAAAAUUCCGUGUCCUGGUGGGUGUGACUGGCAGUGUGGCUGCCCUGAAGCUGCCUCUCCUCAUCUCUGAAUUGCUGAAAAUACCUGGGGUGGAGGUGAAGGUGGUCACUACUGAGAGGGCAAAGCACUUCUACAACCCCCAGGAGAUUCCUGUCCCCCUCUAUAGCGAUGAAGAUGAAUGGCAGCUGUGGAAGGGCCGCUCGGACCCCGUCCUGCACAUCGAGCUCAGACGGUGGGCCGACCUCAUGCUGGUGGCCCCUCUUGAUGCCAACACCCUGGCAAAGCUUGCCACCGGGAUCUGUGACAACCUGCUGACUUGUGUCAUCCGUGCCUGGGACCUGCGCAAACCUCUGCUCUUCUGCCCAGCUAUGAACACAGCCAUGUGGGAACAUCCCAUCACGGCUCAGCAGGUGGAGCAGCUGAAGGCCUUUGGCUACAUGGAGAUCCCCUGUGUGGUGAAGAAACUCGUGUGUGGAGACGAAGGUCGAGGAGCCAUGGCAGAGGUGUGGACCAUCGCCGAGAGCGUGCGGAGGGUCGUCGCGGAGCGGGACCUGCCGGCGCAGAGCUGACUGCUCGCCCUGCCGAUUGCCUUCCUGGGGACCUGAAGAUAAAGCCAACAGGAAACCCAGCCGAGAUGGUGCGCGGCCCUGCAGCGGGCUCCCCAACCGAAGGGGCGCAGCAGUUGGCUCCCAGCUGGUGCCAAACUGACGUCUGGUGCCUCGCUGCAGACUUUGAGAAACCAAGGCCGAGCUCACGCUGCUUUCGUGUGGGAAAACUCUGUGGUAUCUCGCAGCGAGGGAGUAACGUUCCCCCAGGCCCCGCGGCCUCGUGUUUCUCGUGUGAUCCUUUCUGAGGAGGCUCAGAAGGAGCUGCCCGUGUGUCCCUGGGGCAGCUGGAGAGGAGGAGGGGCGAUGUGCCAGGCCUGGUGGUGGGAAGCUGGGUAUGGGGACGUGCCCACUCUCCAGAGCGUGGUCUGUGGCUGUGCUGCCUUCACCUUUCCAGCAGGAGUCACUGUCCAAAAAGCAUUCCCCCUCCGGGAGCUUAAUAGCAGGGAGCUUUUAAUUCUGCCCCCGAGGAAUUGCCUCUUGUAGCUGCUUUGGGGGUGUCCUGUGCCUAACAUGGUUGCCUGUGUGUGCUGUUUUUUUUUAUCACAGACGGGAAAAAAAAUGAUGGAGAGGAGCUCCCUAGUCCUCAAAUCAGCCUUUGCCCUUUUGUGUCUGCCGACCAGCUUGGGAUGGAGAAAUCAGAGGGCGAGCCAGCCUGGCACCUGCCCCCCUGCGUGCUGCAGGCAGGAAGUGUUUCCCAAGGGAGGGGAGUCACGCCUUACCUCUGACAGCGCUCCCCGGCUUGAACAUUAACAGGCUGGCGUGGGGAAAUUGGGAAAUCCUGUGACCCCGCAGACCCGAGCAGCCAGGGCUCCCCCAGUGCAGCCUUUCCUCGGAAACGUGGUCCUGCCCCUGGGGGGAACGGCGCCGGUGAACACGUCGCCACAGCUCGGUACUGCUGAGCCAGAGUUUAUUUUUAACUAGGCCCAGCCAAAUUUAAGGCCUUCGGUACAGAAUGUGCAUCCUGCCUGGGGGGGCAACCUUCAAACUGCUGCGCACGAGGGAAGGGGUUAUCGGGGUCUGUUUGCCCUCCUUAUCUAUUCCCCACAAAUAAAAUCCGCUGAACUUUC
This is a messenger RNA of Anas platyrhynchos (mallard), 1895 nucleotides long. It is a transcript of the gene PPCDC, whose product is annotated as phosphopantothenoylcysteine decarboxylase. Gene Ontology annotation, cellular component: phosphopantothenoylcysteine decarboxylase complex. NCBI's taxonomy places the organism in Eukaryota, Metazoa, Chordata, Aves, Anseriformes, Anatidae. The record is from RefSeq and is a predicted model, not a curated record. Gene Ontology annotation, molecular function: phosphopantothenoylcysteine decarboxylase activity; FMN binding. Gene Ontology annotation, biological process: coenzyme A biosynthetic process.